ACUCUGAGCUAUUUCGCGGCAGACACUGUUUUGCACAUCGCCGCCCUUCUCCUUCAACCAUAUCCUCACUGUACGCUCAACGUACACCAUGAGCUGAGCCGAGAUGAAAAUAUCGCAAAUUGGUGGCAGAUGAGACCGUUGGUCGUCGGCCACGACGCCCGGCGAUGUCCGAGCAGGCCAGCUAUUCCACCGCCAGCUGUAUGGCAGAGGUACGAGAGCUCAUCUCUCUGCCUCACCCCGCCAUAUCGGGGCCCACGAACUGCGAGCCUGCGCCGCUGUCUCGAUACCCUACUUACCUUCGAUAAAUGCCACCUUGUUGCUAGCGACCUGUCGCUUUUCUUUCAUUAUCCACUCUGGACAAUUGGCAGGUCCUUUACGUAUACUCUUCGCAGCUAGGCGCCAUCUUCAGUUUAUAGUCGAGACCUUCUCGACUAUCUUUGACUUCUGUCCUUUAUACGCAGCCUUUUGCUCUCGUGAGUCGCCUAUCUCUCGUGCCUGUGUCUAAUCCUCAUACUCAAUUGGCAGCUUCUACUUGCACGAUCUUCUCUUUCACCCCGAUCAGUCUGAAUCUCAUCUUAUCACCAUGAUGUCUUGGAUGACCCCCCAGCAGUUCCAAGCAUGGACUACUGCUCGUCCUAGUCAGCCAUCUGGCUGGCAAGGUCAUUGGCCUCCGAGAGCGCCUCCAGGACCCCCACCUCCGCCCCAGGGCGUAGACCCCCGCCGUUGGAAUGGUGGCCAAUGGCAUUUUAACCCCAUGUACCGAAGUGUGGCGCCUACGGUACAAUCUACAGCCUGGGCAGUUCAUCCAGGUUGGGGAGACGUACGCUAUCCCAGUACUAGAAACCCAUACACGAAACAGGGUCGUUCUGAUUAUUGGGAUACGGCACUGCUAGAUAACCCACUCGGUUUGGAGGGUAUGGAUAUCCGUACCGAUGAGCCAACUUUCGGUCCGCCACGCCCUGCGGAGGAAGCACCACAGACGCCAUGGAUUUGGGCACCCAGAAGUCUAAGUAAGUCCCCUGAACGCCGUGAAAGAGCAGAAGAGCCGCGUGAUGGACAUGGCGUUCGGGACCCGCAGAAUUCUCAGAGUACACAAAGACAAGAUAGAAUGCAGGAUCAGCCCCGACAGCGGACUCAGACACAGCCGGCACCUGUGUCUUCCACACGGCAGGCAUCGAACAGCGAUUCAUCUCGGCAUCCUUACAAUAUCUACUCCAAUGCCUCAUCUGCUUCUCAGAGUGAGAAAAAGGAAUCAUGGCCUAGAUCAGAUCAAGUUCCCUCUUCUGCACCUGCGAUGAUCUCAAAUUAUUCUCAGCACUCACAGCAGGCCCAGGCACUCGCCUCGCGACGAUCGAAUGAGUUUCGUCACCAGCAUUCCCAUUCGCAGGAUGUCGAGCGAGAUAUCCGUAAUGCAUCCAACUCGAAUUCUAGUGAGCUCCGUCGCUCCGGAGAGCACAAUUCAGAAGACAAGUCUGCAUUCAGUUCUCAUCAGCAGUUGCAACCGACAUUCUCACCCAACAUCGUGCGCACGCCCAACCAUUACGUCUCAUCUACGGUUUCAUCUGCAUCUGCAGCUGCAGCUGCCGUCGCUUCCUCGAAGACGCCUGCUUCUUCGACAACACACACACCCGCUUCCUCUCGAAGACCUAGCGGAGACGAAGAUGUCGAUGACCCAUCGCCACCCCGUACACACACUCAUGGCCCGAUCUACGCUCCAACGACACCUUCCCGACUUAAUACCAACGGGAGGACGAGUUCAUCACAGAGCCGUACUCCGAUCAGACAAUCAUCCGCUCCAUCCACUGUUUCCUCCUCGUCGACCUCACUCACUACUUUCACUCCGCUGCACAACUUCUCUGACGAGCCGGCCAGUCUGCUAAGUCCCAUCUUAAGCGGAACGCCUUCGCGUGGCUCUGGUUCCUCCGAGAGCCUUUCACGCUCUAGAACAAGUCCGAAUAUUGGGUCCGGAGGCCCAAGUCCUACACGAGAUCGGGAAGUAUCUCGGAGUCAAACGUACCCUCUGAUAUCAUCGAAUGGUCCUGUUACCAGUUCUGCACCUUUCCCGCCUAUUCCAGAGGAACGUGAACGGACGCCUGCAUAUGGAUCAUCUUCGUCAUCGACCAACUCUCGGACCCCGAGGCCGUCUCCCAGCCGAGUCACUGCACCUUACGCAGAGCGGUCGAUAGCUCCAAAGGAGAAUGGGACGUCUCCAUAUACCAGUUCACAUUCUCGGGAACAUAGCACGUCGUAUACGUCUUCUCGAACUCAGGAACCCAGCGCAGCUUAUUCCUCCGCCUCUCAGAGGGACAGAAGUACGUCGCAUAAUAUCAAGUCGACCUCUCCAUACCGACAUGGGACGGAGCCUGCACCACCGGUUCGCAAGAGUUCUUCUGAUGGCUCCAAUGGCAGGACAGUUUCACGUAGUCAUACGUAUCCAACUCUCGAUGCAGGUCCAUCCAACUAUUCCAGUUCGAAUGCGACAUCAUCGCGUAUUGGCGUUUCGCCUUUACCGUCACCCAAUCGUUCUCGCUCAAGGACGUCUUCCCCAGUGCGAAGCAAUUCUUUGAGGAAUCCCCUUCCGGCUCCACCAAUGCCUUCGCCGUUUGCGCUUUCUUUGACGAAUUCUGUGUCUGCGUCUGCCGCCGCGGCCGCGCAAUCGCAGUCGCAUUCAAGCCAUGCUCCCUUGUCUAGGUCUCAUACACAACCUGCGCUCGGUUCUUCCCAAUCCUCGUACUAUUCAUCACAAUCCGCGACACCCACUUAUUCCUCAUCACAGUCCAUGCCUCCUUUGGUACAGCCUUCUUAUCCUCCCACCCAGUCUUCCACAGCAUAUACUUCGUCCCGGGCGGCUUUACCUACUCACACUUCCCAACCCUCUCAGUCUUCCUAUAGCUCAUCACAAACCACGCAAUCUUCACGCUCUCCUUCGCAUGUCUCACAGCCUUCUUAUUCUUCUAAUCAUACACAUCAACCUCCACAACCCUCUCAACAUGGCUCAUACCCUUCUGGAUCGUCUGCUCAACAACCUUCACAACCUCAAGCAGUCUAUUCAUCCGCAUCCCAAGCCGCCAGCGUCUCUCGUCGAGCUCGGGAUACCUCGCCCAACCCACCUAAGACUGAGGCUCGUGUCGUACGAUACGGAUAUUGGAAUCGACGCGGCGACCAUCUUUUGAUAAUUCCUCGUACUGGGCGUGCUGGUAGUCCUCGGGAGUUGAAGUAUAUUGUCUAUGCUCCUCGUACACAAGCUAAUCCUCCGGAGUUGAGUCAUUACCCAAGUCCCACAGAAGGCUUUAUGGACGACCAAGGACGUACGGUCAAAUACGACCCGUCUAUACCUGAGCUACCUGAAUCACUUCCUCUUCAUGGAGAAGAACCAGCACGACCGUAUGAAUCUUUCGUUAAGUAUAUUUAACAACAGUCUUGUUAGGAUCACAUGAAGGUACGCCUAUUGGUUGGAACAUUGCAAAUGGAGAUGCCCACCCUCGCAGACCUUCAUGGAUCCACGUGUAGUAACUUAUUAGCCAAGCAAUGUACCACCAGUUUCACAAAUGGAUUUCAAAUAAUAUGUUACCAUUAUCAUUACGUUCAGGUUUCCUC
This is a messenger RNA of Somion occarium, 3597 nucleotides long. NCBI's taxonomy places the organism in Eukaryota, Fungi, Basidiomycota, Agaricomycetes, Polyporales, Cerrenaceae. The record is from the annotation of a GenBank genome assembly.